UUCCUCCAGAGUGGUUCAGUCGUAACACCUACCACGCUGGCCCCACAACAGUAUGGCAGGUUGGAGUGGUUCUGUAUGCUCCACAAAACAACACAUUUUAUGACCCAAAAAUUCCUCAGGAACCAGCAGAAAAUCAGCCAUGAGCUGUCCGAAGAGUGCCAGGAUUUUCUCAAAGGAUGUCUUGCCGAAGUCCCCGAAGAACGUCCCACCCUGCAGGAGCUCCAGCUGCACGCAUGGCUCAGUUGGUUCUAAUUUGCCAUUUGAACUCUACAAUCUGCUCAACCAGUGCGGCUGUGUUUCAAGGCUGGCAGAGAUCAACUACCUCUGUUUGAUUGAUGCUCGUGAAACCGAAGAUUACAGAAUAAGUCACAUCAUAACAGCUAAAAGUGCCAAGACGGAUUCAGAGGGCACUUUUCUCCUGCCAGAGGCUGUGGAGGUGGACAGUAUGCAGCAUGUGAUGGUUUAUGACAGCAACACAAGAUGUUUACAGGAACAAGGCAGAGCAGUUCAGUGUGCGCAGGCCCUCGCCAAAGUUAGCCUUUACCCAGUCCACAUAGUGAGAGGAGGCUUUGAGAGGUUCUCAGCUCUGUACCCUUCUUUAAGAACUGAGAAAAUCAUCUACACCAUCACGGAGCUGGAAAACCUGAAGACUUAUCCAGUGGAGGUCAUAGCAGGACUGCUGUAUAUGGGCAACCAGAAACAAGGCACAGACUACUGUAUCCUCAAAACCCUGAAAAUCAGUGCUGUCAUCAGAAUCUCAGAGAGUGACGCUUUGGAAUGUAGAUCCGUAAAGGGGAACCAGACCAUCCUUAGCAUUCCUGUGGCUGACUCAGUGAUGUCUGAUUUAUAUUCAAGUUUUGAAAGGAUUUGUAGUUUUAUUGGUUCACACAUCAACAUGGGCUCUCGAGUCAUGAUAGUUUCGAGGCAGGGCAGAAGCCGUUGCAGUGCCGUAACCAUUGCCUUCCUCAUGCACCACCUUAAAUACACCCUGGAGGAGGCCUGGAAGUACAUGCUCAAAUGUAAACCCACCAUGAGGCCAAACACGGGCUUUGUACAGCAGCUGUCUGACUGGGAGCUUCACAUUGUGGGGGAAAAAAAGACAGAUAUCUCUGAACUUCAUUUUUAACAAAGGAACCAACAGCUAUGACAAUGGUGCGGCCAACUCAUAAUUAUUUCAUGCAAUGAAGACAGCAGGUUUUAGUUAUAUUGUCUGUACAAAGCAGUGGUACCAUCCAAAAAUAAAAAUAAUAAAAACAAAAUGAGUAAAUUUCAUGUUCGGUUA
Messenger RNA from Larimichthys crocea (large yellow croaker), 1282 nucleotides. RefSeq names its product serine/threonine/tyrosine interacting-like 1 (gene styxl1). Gene Ontology annotation, biological process: positive regulation of intrinsic apoptotic signaling pathway; negative regulation of cytoplasmic stress granule assembly; protein dephosphorylation. Gene Ontology annotation, molecular function: protein phosphatase inhibitor activity; pseudophosphatase activity; protein phosphatase binding. The record is from RefSeq and is a predicted model, not a curated record. NCBI's taxonomy places the organism in Eukaryota, Metazoa, Chordata, Actinopteri, Sciaenidae. The transcript has 10 exons. The coding region runs from base 140 to 1126 and encodes 328 amino acids. Gene Ontology annotation, cellular component: mitochondrion.